CAAGUCGUCGUCGUCGCAUCAGCCCUGCAUCUGCCGCCGGACACUCGAGCGGAAACUGAAGAGAGUGCUCUCGCAUUUCAGGCUCUGAUGCCCUCUGAUUCGCACCCUUUUUGCGUUGCCUGGCUAGCGAUCACCGAGUUUUCCGGUCACCCAAAUGCAGCGCUCCAUCUGAGCAAUGCCAACACAUCAUCAACCCCAACUCCAGACAGCAUUAGAUUCCUGCAACCCAUGCACGUACAUGGCCCAGCUGUACUUGCCGCUUUUAUGUGAGCGCGUCUGUCCCUCAUUUUAGGCUUAGGCUUGCCUCCUUCGGAUCGUGCAGAUGCCCAACGCUGCUUACACAGUCAAAUCAGCAGCACCCAAUAUCGUUGUGUGCCGUCGAAAAGAUGGAUAGACGCCCCGCCCGCAUCAUAGUACAAACAGCUGAUGAGACUACGCUGCGACUAGGUCUUUAGCUUCCUGUAUGAGCUGGCCAAUGGGCGGUUUGUCUAAGUAAGAACUACAAGGAAUGUUCCAUCGGCUUCGUCCCUAGUGUCCCAAGUUACAUGACUCUGGCUCUGACUGAGAAGUUCCGGACCAUCUCGAGGCCUAGUAUGGACCAAUGACUGGACACUGGCUAUGCUUCUUAUCACGGCAUGAGGGGCUUGAUCCUCAACGGCGGGGGAACAUUGGAGUCAGCCGUACGUACAAUGCCUGUCUCCAUCAACGAAAUGGUGAUAUCCCGUGUCUUGACAGCAGGGAUUGUUUGUCUAUAAAAGCGUGUGUUAGGUGGGUGGCACUCUUAGAUUCCUAUUCUCUAUUCCGUCAAAUCUCCGCCGCUUGCCAUUGACUUGUUCUCUUGGUGAAAUAUCAUUAUCUACUAUCCGUUGGUACCAAUCAAUAUCAUCCAAGACCACAACACUUUUAUUCAGUCGACAGCCAUAUUCAUUACAUCGUAGCAAGUCGUCGUCAUGUCUUCUCAAUACGCCUCACAGUACUACGGCUACCAGCCUUCUCAGCCCAUCAAUAUGCCACAAAAGCAAAGUUAUCAGGCCGUCCCACAAUACCCACACCAGGCCUACAGUCGAAUGCCAGGCUCGCCACCAGAGGUUCCGGAGAGCGUUUCAACAGGGUCCGGUAUUACUUCUUACGAUCCAUCUGCGGCUUCAAGCAGCUACGCCGGAAGUGCAUCGGAAUAUGAAUCCGCGUCUAACGGUGCCUCUUCGGUCGAUUUGAUGGACUACAUGAAUGAGCGCCUAUCGAGUGUUUACAACCCAAUGCCGCUGGAUCGCAGUGUCGCUCAGCAAGCACAAACAUCUGGACAAUUGAACGCCAAACAGCGAAAGCUGAUGGAGUUACAAGCGCUCGCGCAAAGCCGUAUGGCAGCGAUGCAAGCGAAUUUCGCGCAGGGCAUCAAAGACGCAAAGGAAGUACAACGAGACCUGAAAUGGACCCAAGAGCGAGUACAAGCGCUAAAUCAGCGCGCGGCGCGCAAAUACCCCGAGCAAUACGCGGCGGCGCAGGAGCGCUACCCAGCGCCAGUCGAUUAUUAGGCCAUGUCGCAACACACCCCAAAGCAUCCUUCGAUUCUGCACAUGUAUUUUCAUAUCUGUUUUGACGAAUUGUGCUGCUGUGGAUGAGUUGACGUUGAUUUUGUAUGUGACCGGAUUCGCUCCGCACGGUCCACUUUCCUGUAUCAGGCUGUUGUUCCUGCGCUAGGCCACGCCGUCAGUAUCAGUCCUUGCUGCUUUUGCACGGGACGGGCCGUGCGAGUUCUACUGCGGCGACGGCGUGCUGGAUCAUGCACGAGGGGACGGGCCAGUAGCGGCUUUGCAGAUAGGUGCAAUAGGGUGGGUACGGCAUUCUCAGAAUAGGCGCCCGUGGCAGGUCUACGCGACUGUGUUGUCUCAUCAAGUCGCCGAUCGUAUGCUUUAACGGUCCGCGAACAUCGCAUGAUUCAGCGCGAUGCGCUAGCUGCAUCAAUCUUACGCUCGUGGGACUACUGGUGGAGCCUUGGGGAGCAGCCUUAUUCGCUGGCGUGCCAUCUUGGGCGGUUCCUUUGUCAUGAACGACACGAUGUUACGGCCGACCUUUUCAUAGAUACCCGUAAUUUACGUGUGAUUUGAGAUGCAUAGUUGUGCCCACCAAGCAAUCUUACUG
Messenger RNA from Verruconis gallopava, 2139 nucleotides. RefSeq lists its product as uncharacterized. Gene Ontology annotation, cellular component: BLOC-1 complex; endosome. The coding region runs from base 951 to 1532 and encodes 193 amino acids. Gene Ontology annotation, biological process: regulation of protein localization; endosome organization. The transcript is spliced from 3 exons. The record is from RefSeq and is a predicted model, not a curated record. NCBI's taxonomy places the organism in Eukaryota, Fungi, Ascomycota, Dothideomycetes, Venturiales, Sympoventuriaceae.